GUUGAACUUUAAAUCAUGGAGAAGAAAGAAUCGGUGACAAAACUAAUUGAAGACGGAGUCAAAGACUCCAGAUCAGAAGUCUCAGAAGAGAUAGUUUCUAAAGUUACUGAUAUGAUCCAGGAAGAUAGGAAAUAUGCCAAGGAAGCAGUCACAGCUUUUACUAAAAUCUUUAAGAGUGAGAAAUACAAGAAGAGUUAUUUAGCGCUCCUGAUGAUCGAACAAGUCUCGAAACAAGGAACGCUUCAGUUCCAUGAAUACCUUUCUCAGGAUGGGUUCAUGAAGGAAUUCAUGAAGUGAUUUAAAAUCUUAAGAGGCAAGGGAGGGAUUUUUAGCAGAUGGGAAAGCAAAAGUAAAUAAAGAACUUAGGGUAAAGCUCCAAGAGCAAGCCCUGUACAUGCUUCAAUUAUGGGCAGAUACAUUCAUGAUGUACCAAGAGACAUAUCCUGGAUUUCAAAAGUGAUAUAGAGAGCUAAAAGUUGAAGGCAUCGAAUUUCCAGAACGGCACAAGAUGGAAGAGACUAUUAUGAACAAUCUUGAGGGAAUAAAUUCACCUAUGUAUGACUUCAUAAUUCAAGCAGAAAAGAACCGUAACGAGGAGCCUCCAACCAAGAAGAGCAUCACCUCAAGUGGGAGGAAGAGUAACCCUGAAAGGAAAAAUAAUCCUAACAGGAAGAGUAAUGUUAGUCGUAAGAGUAAAUCAAUUGGAGGACGAUACUCAGAUUUAGGCAAAGUUAAAGAAGCCCCAUUGGAAGGGGAAGAUAAGAUAGAUAUGGACCCAGAUCUUGAAAUUUCCGAAAUUAAUAUGAAGCUCCAAGACUUGGAAGAUAAUCAUGGUUAUGUGGAAGAUGAACUGAAAUAUAGUGAAGAGAUUGAGGCUGCCAACUACAAGAAGUAUACUCAAGAGGAGUUUGAUAAAGCUGUAUUUGAGAUAUCUAAAAGUCAUUUCGAUCGGCUAGAUGACAUGCUCAACAACUGAGAGUCAUACACAGAUAUAAUGACUGAGGUCAUCAUUGAAAUGUAUGAAGAAGCUUUGAAAGGAAAACUCAAGUGUGAAAAGAUCAUGCAGAUUAGGAAGAGCCAAAAUUUAGAAGGCCCAGAUGAUAAAGAUGCUAGAGAAAGCCUUAUUCACAUGAACCUAAAGAUAAAUGACUUCAAAGAGAAAUAUUACUUAUUGAAAGAACGUCAAGUUCGAGAAUAUAAUAAAGCCAAAAGAAGAAUUGAGAAGAAAAAGAGAAAAAUCGAGAAAGAUAAUAAAAAGGCUGAAAGACGUAGAAAGAGAAGAGAGGAGAAAUUGGCAAAAAGAAGGGAACAACUCAACUCAGCUAACCCAUUCAGCGUCAACGAUAAGGAUGGUAUGGCCAACCAACCCCUUGAUGCGACCGUCCUCUCAGAGAGUGACACAGAAUCUUCUCACAGUGAUAGUUCUGAAAGUGAGAAAUCUGAGCUUGGUAGUGACGAGGAUGGUCUUCAUGCUCCAAAAAGUAUGCAUGAACUCAGGCUGCAAGAAGCUGAAAGGAAGCGCAUCAGGAAUAAUAAAAAGAGAGAUAAGGAGAUCAAGAAAAUCCUUAAGGAUAAAGAGAAGAAAAGGAAAUCAAAAAUAGAAGGUAAUGCAGGAUCGAAUGGUGGAGGAUUCUUGAGAAAUUCAGUCCUUGUUCAGAAAACACUUAACUUCUUUGGAAGAGGGAGCAAACCAAAGGAGACCCUCCUCAAGCAUACUGAUUGUGAUGAUGAGGAUAUAGAGGCAAAGAAGCUGGAUAGUAAUGAUGACAACCAGGAUUUGUUUGAGCCAUCUGAUAAUUUGGAGAAGAGACCUGAGGAACAGCCCAAGCUGAAUGAUUUCUUUGUACAGACUUCAUCUAAACCUUCCAAAGAAAUAGAUGGUGAAGAGCAAGCCUGAAAUAACGAGGAAGAUAAGAAUGAGGAGGCUACUAGUGAGGAAGAAAAAUAUGAAGAGGAGAAAAGGAAUAGCGAUAAUGAUGCCUCUCCUAAUGCUUUAAAUGGAGAUGAGGACAAGAAAGAUAUCUUUGAAUAUCAAGGAAAGCCACCUACUGGCCUUCCCCCACUAUCUAAAAAGUUCAAGUCAACUAAAGACAAGGGAGCAAAGGGAGUUAAAAAGUUGAUGGCUCCUCCAAAGGCGCUUGGAAACAGACAUAGUGUUUUGCAGCAGCCGAACCUCUUAAAUUUGCUGGAUAACUAAAUAUUACAAACUUUUAUCUAAUAAUUC
Moneuplotes crassus is the source of this 2224-nucleotide messenger RNA. Lineage: Eukaryota; Ciliophora; Spirotrichea; Euplotida; Euplotidae. The record is from the annotation of a GenBank genome assembly.